AUGGACGGGACUCUCAAUCUCUUUGUGCAAAUUUCCACUUCCUCUCUUAUUGCUACUUGUUCUAAAAGGAAAUUCCUAAGUUCCUUAUGUGUCCAUUCUCCGGCUGGUGAACUUCGUUCCCUCUCUAUUAUUUUUUCAAUAAGAGUGGAAGGAAGUUUGGCCUUAAUUGUGGUGACUAGUAGGGACGCGUCUUCUUUUGUGCUGAAAUUGCAUUCUAAUUGUCUGCAAAUUCUUUCUAUGUUAUCGCAAAAGGUGCGAAGCGAAUCAGCGGUGUCCUUUGUUGGUGGUAAUUGAAGAAGCUCUGAUUGGAGAGUUUCUCUGAGGUUCCGGGUACUACCAUAUCUUCCUUUUAAACAUUCCACUAUAAUCGGGUAAUUUUCGGCAAUUCUCGGGUAUCCUUGGAUGGUCGAUUCCGCUGAUCCCAUGAGUGAAUUGCAUAAAUGGUGGAUUUUGAGCGCGUCUGGGAUGUU
This is a messenger RNA of Meloidogyne enterolobii, 470 nucleotides long. The record is from the annotation of a GenBank genome assembly. Lineage: Eukaryota; Metazoa; Nematoda; Chromadorea; Rhabditida; Meloidogynidae.